AUGGGUUUCUCUGACUUGCUCCAGUCCGCCGUCUCCCAGGCCGUUAGUCAAGCCACUAACAGCUCUGGCGGCAACAACAACAACAACAACCAGGGUGGUUCCAACCAGGGCUACGGAGGAGACUCUUACAGCGAGCGUCCCUCCCACGGCGGCAACCAAGGAGGCUACAACGACCGUCCCUCUCAGGGCUACGGAGGCGACUCCUACAACGACCGCCCUUCCCACGGCAACCAGGGAGGCUACAAUGACCGUCCCUCUUCAGGCUACGGAGGAGACUCCUACGGCGGCCGUCCCUCCCACGGCAACCAGGGAGGCUACAACGACCGUCCCUCUUCAGGCUACGGAGGAGACUCCUACAACGACCGUCCCUCCCACGGCAACCAAGGAGGCUACAACGACCGUCCCUCUUCAGGCUACGGAGGAGACUCCUACAACGACACCUCCUACAACGCCCCACCCCCCUCCCACGGCGGCUACCACAACUCCAACCCCUCCUCCCACGGCUUCUCCGACAGCGACGUGAGCCCAGCCCUCGCCCACGCCCAACAGCACUCUGACUCCUCCUCCGACUCGUCCCUCUUCAGCACCGCCCUGAACUUCAUCAAGGACAAGCGGGGCCGCUCUUCCUCCCCCGACAUCGACGAGGACCAGAUGGUCCAGUCCCACCAGCAGCUCUACAAUGACAAUGAUAGCAGCAAGGCCCAUGACUCGAACUCCCUGGGCGCUGGCGCUGCCAUGCAGGCGCUGAAGAUGUUUUCUUCCGGUCAGAGUGGUGGCUCUUCGGGCGGUGAUCAGAAUGCUUUCAUUGGUAUGGCUAUGAGCCAGGCUGCUAAGCUUUGGGAACAGAAGAAUUCGAGUGGCAAUGUGACCGAUGAUAAGCAGUCGGCUGUUAACAAGGCCGCUGAGAUGGCUAUGAAGAUGUAUAUGAAGAGUCAGGGUAGUGGAUCGUCUGGUAGCGGCGGGCCUGCUUUGAUGAACUUGGCCGCCAAAUUCCUGAGCAAAUAG
Aspergillus oryzae RIB40 is the source of this 1005-nucleotide messenger RNA. RefSeq lists its product as uncharacterized. The transcript is spliced from 2 exons. Bases 1 to 1005 code for a protein of 334 amino acids. The record is from RefSeq and is a predicted model, not a curated record. NCBI's taxonomy places the organism in Eukaryota, Fungi, Ascomycota, Eurotiomycetes, Eurotiales, Aspergillaceae.